Molecule: messenger RNA, 1557 nt
Organism: Aureobasidium subglaciale EXF-2481
Lineage: Eukaryota; Fungi; Ascomycota; Dothideomycetes; Dothideales; Saccotheciaceae
Exons: 2
Coding region: 109-1443 (444 amino acids)
Source: RefSeq, a predicted model, not a curated record
CAAAAAUCCCAAUCUUUAGACACUUCUUCGACCCGUCGCGAUUGCUAUGCAAGCUCGAUACACUCAAAUAGCAUUUUCACGCUGAAUUGGCGACCAUAGAACAUUACCAUGCCAUCCCGACAGACGUGCCUGCUCGAAGGCUUCCUCAUUGUGACUCUCAUCACCACAAGUCAGGCCAUGACACGCUACGUUGGCGACCCGACCGAUUACUCCACCCAGAACAUAUCGCAAACCUGCGGUGGGUUCAACCAAGAAAACUUUGACUUUGGCAAGUGUCCGCUGUUGAUGCGCUGCGUCCUUGAUGAGCUCCCUUCCGACGCAGCUGCUGGUUUUCAGAGCGGUGGCGCCAUCGCUGGCCUUGUGCCCACCAUACUCGCACUCGUCGCUGCAUCACCCCUGGAAUUGGUUCAGCUGGCCUUUCUCUCGCCGCAUCGUGCACUGGCUACUGUCUGCUUCGGCAUCGGUUUGCCAUCUGGUUUAUUCCGUCAGUUGCGAGCGACCAACACUAGUCUGACCGACGCGAUCCCUGCUGCGCCCAAGACCAGGCAAUGGAGUUUUCAGUUGCCUUCUUCAGCGGAACUCAAGAAACGAAAACCUUGGAGAAGCGCUGUGGUCACAUUCAUGGUCGACAUUCUAGUUCUGGGUCUGGCCGCCAUCGCUCUCUGGUUCAAUUAUCGGGUGGGCUCGAGAGUCAUGAUUACAUGGCGCUGCGAAUAUGGCUUUCUGAUCUUUAUGUGGCCUUGUGCAUGCGUCGUAUGGCUCCUGCUAUCGUUGUUGAUUCUUUGGCUUCUGAGUGAUUCGAUCAAGGUUGUAUUGAACAACAGGGAUGGACUCGAGGACUUUGGCCUGAUAAGACUUGCAAGAUUGCCUUAUCGGAACUAUGAGUAUUACACUGAACUUGAGAUUUCGAAGAAAUCAAUACUCCCCAGCUUUAACGCGACCCCGAAUACUGGUAGCAUACCCAGUCCGGUGGCGACAAUUGCAACGUCGCCUCCAGCAAUUCCCAAUCAUGUUGUCCCGCUAUCCGCACCGAUAACACCACCGAGUAGCGCUGGAAUGACAUCCACGCCAGCCGCUCCUUCUGGCGCGCCUGCCACCGCACCUACGACAGUAUCGUCAUCCCAAACUCAUGUCACAAUGUCUGCGACACCUGCCACUCCUGUGGCUCCUGUCACACCCUCUACGCCAGCCAACAAGAUCACUCAAACUUUGCACACCAUUACACUGUCGAUCAGUAUGCCUGAUGAGACGGGUAUUCGCAGCUGGAAAUGGUACGAGGCAACCAUUGAGACACUCGCAGUCGGAGUAUAUCUCUAUGCAACUUUUGUUCUUACAAGCACGCAAUUCCUGAGCGGCAAUACAGGUCUGACUUUUGUCACUAUAAUGGCGCUCUGUUCAAGUAUCGUCAGAAUUUUGGAAAACAUCUUUUGGACACCAAGAUAGGCAAAGUCAUGACUCAGAACAUCAGUCAUUUGUCAUCUUGUAGCUGUUAGUAGCCAGUUACUAGAGAUAGAUCGAGCUGAGAAUCUGUUAUUCUGUACGCACCCACAAACAAGG